CCUUAUUUAUUCCCAAGUUUCUUUUCAACCCAGGCUUCGGUCUGAAGCCCUCAGCCAUUCUGCAGAAGGCGCGACUUCCAAACUCAGGCUGCGGGGUGUGGGCCGAGGGUGAAACUCCGCCCUCGGGGUCCCUGAUCUUUGCUCCCGCCCCGGGCUCCACGCCUCCGGGAGAGGCACUGGAGGGCUCCGCUCCUUUUGUGUGCUUCGCUCCUAGGUGCUUGGGACCCCCGCUCCGGCAGUCCUCCGCGGGCCCUUGCCCUCCGCUCUGCGUCCUUCAGCCUCCUGCCAGUUGGGGCGAUCAGAUCGCUGCUUGGCUCCCCGCCGCUCCAGGAGGAGGGGCCAGGGCCGACAGCCCCCUCCGGUGCGCGGCGCCCGAGCCCAGCGCAGCCCGGACACCCGCGGCUGGGCGUCAUGUGGGCCGGACUGCUCCUCCGAUCCGCCUGCGUUGCGAUCCUGCUGCCCGGUUCUCCGGCCCGGGGCUACACCGGGAGGAAGGCGCCUGGGCACUAUGCGGCGGAGAGACGCCGGCUGGGCCCCCAUGUCUGCCUCUCAGGCUUUGGGAAUGGCUGCUGCCCUGGCUGGGCCCCCUCCAUGGGCAGUGGGCACUGCACCCUGCCCCUCUGCUCCUUUGGUUGUGGGCGUGGCAUCUGCAUUGCUCCCAAUGUCUGCUCCUGCCAGGAUGGAGAACAAGGGGCCACCUGCUCAGAAGCCCAUGGAUCCUGUGGAGAGUAUGGCUGUGACCUCACCUGUAACUAUGGUGGCUGUCAGGAGGUGGCUCGAGUGUGCCCUGUGGGCUUCUUGAUGACCGAGACAGCUGUUGGAAUCCAAUGUGCAGAUAUUGAUGAGUGUUUAAGCUCCUCUUGUGAAGGUCUCUGUGUGAACACAGAAGGUGGCUUUGUGUGCAAGUGCGGGCCAGGCAUGCAGCUGUCUGCUGAUCGCCAUAGCUGCCAAGACACGGAUGAAUGCCUGGGGACGCCUUGCCAGCAGAGAUGUAAGAACAGCAUCGGCAGCUACAAGUGUUCCUGUCGCGCUGGCUUCCACCUGCACGGCAACCGGCACUCCUGUGUAGAUGUCAACGAAUGUCGGCAGCCCCAGGAGGGUCGAGUCUGUCACCAUUCCUGCCAUAACACCGUGGGCAGCUUCCUGUGCACCUGCAGACCUGGCUUCCGGCUUCAGGCAGACCGUGUGUCCUGUGAAGCUUUCCCGAAGGCUGUGCUGGCCCCAUCUGCCAUCUUGCAGCCCCGGCAGCACCCCCUCAAGAUGCCUCUGCUCUUCCCUGAGGCAGGCCGGCCUGCCCUGUCCCCAGGACACAGCCCUCCUCCAGGGGCCCCAGGACCCCUGACUGGAGUCAGGACAACCCGUCUGCCAUCUGCCACCCUGGCCCUACCCACAUCAUUCCCCACGCAGAUGCUGUCCACCCCAGUGCCAAGUUUCUCCUUUCUGGGAACCCUCAGACACCCCUCACUUCUUAAGGGGGAGGCCGUGGGGACCCCUUCCCCGCCCAAGGGCCCUGAAGGCCCGGGGCUGGCAACAGAACCCUCUUCUUGCUGGCACCUGGGAGCCACACAUGAAUCGGGGAGCCGCUGGAGCCAGCCCGGUUGCUCCCAGUGCUUGUGCCAGGAUGGGGAGGUGAUCUGUGGAGAAGUGAGGUGUGACGCCACCUGUUCCCACCCGAUUCCCCCCAGAGAUGGGGGGUGCUGCCCCUCCUGCACUGGCUGCUUUCACAGCGGUGCCAUCCGAGCAGAAGGGGACGUGUUUUCGCCUCCCAAUGAGAACUGCACUGUGUGUGUCUGCCUGGCUGGAAAUGUAUCAUGCAUCUCCCCGGAGUGUCCCCCUGGUCCUUGCAAGACUUCCCCACAGUCAGAUUGCUGUACUUGUGUCCCAGGGAGAUGCUAUUUCCAUGGCCGGUGGUAUGCUGAUGGGGCUGUGUUCAGUGGGGGUGGUGACGACUGCUCUACCUGUGUCUGCCAGAAUGGGGAGGUAGAGUGUUCCUUCACACCAUGUCCAGAACUGAACUGCCCCCGAGAGGAGUGGUGGCUGGGCCCAGGGCAGUGCUGCUUCACCUGCCGGAAGCCCACGCCCACCACAGGCUGCUCUCUCGAUGACAACGGGGUUGAGUUUCCAAUUGGACAGAUCUGGUCACCUGGUGAUCCCUGUGAGUUAUGCAUCUGCCAGGCAGAUGGUUCAGUGAGCUGUAAGAGGACAGAUUGUGUGGACUCCUGCCCUCACCCCAUCCGGAUCCCUGGACAGUGCUGCCCUGACUGUUCAGCAGGCUGCACCUACACAGGCAGAAUCUUCUACAACAACGAGACCUUCCCUUCGGUGCUUGACCCCUGUCUGAGCUGUAUCUGCCUGCUGGGCUCGGUAGCCUGUUCACCCGUGGACUGCCCCAUCACUUGCACCUACCCCUUCCACCCUGACGGCGAGUGCUGCCCUGUGUGUCGCGACUGCAACUAUGAGGGGAGAAAGGUGGUGAAUGGUCAGGUGUUCACCUUGGAUGAUGAGCCCUGUACCCGGUGCACGUGCCAGCUGGGAGAGGUGAGCUGUGAAAAGGUCCCCUGCCAGCCAGCCUGUGCUGACUCCUCCCUGCCACCUGGAGACUGCUGUUCCUCCUGCCCAGAUUCCCUAUCUAUUCCUGAAGAAAGACAGCAGCCCUCCCCACAUGGAGACCUGGUGCUUGGCAAAGCUGUUCGGAGUCCCCGGGGAGACAUGGAGGUCCCUGUGAACUGCAGCUCCUGCCUGGGGCCCCCUCCAGCAUCACAAGCAUCACAAGCAAGGCCCACAUUCCAAUUCCUGCAGCUGCUCUUAAAGAUGAACCUGUCUGAUGUGCAGAUGGCACCCACAGGCCAACCAGGAGUCCAGACCCUGCCCUCACCCCUGCCAGGGCUCAGGGGCACGUUUCUUGGGGACCCUGGAACCUCUCAGCUCCCUGAGCCCUCAGCAAAGUCUUCUAUCCCUCCUGGACCCUCCACUCUACCUCCUGCCUCUCCAGGGGCUCCUUGGCCACCUGUUACUCCAGAGAGAUCCUCCUUAGCCUCUGGGGCCCGGACAGCGUCCCCGAGAACUCUGUCUGCCACUCACUUGACUGAAACAGCAGCACCUUCCACGACAGAUCCUGGCCCCUCAGAAACCCCCUCCACCCUCUUCAAGCCUCAGAGACUCACUACAGCUCUCCUGGAUACCCCCAAAUCUGUCCCCUUGCAGCCCACAACAGACACCUCAAGGAAGGAAGAAUCUACCAUCUGAGUGGGUCAUCGUGCCUGGGGUGCUCCAGACAGAGCUGUCAGCGGCCCAGGGAGCAUGUGUGGUCCCAGGCACAAAUCUGGUGGGGGUGCAGAGAGAAGACUUUGGAAUAAGAUGUCCAUUUAUAAACUAAGGAGAGAGGCUGCAGAAGAAACAUCCCUGAAACCCCCUUGACCCGCAGCCUCCAGAACUGUGAGAACAUGCAUUUCUGUUCAGUGCCUGCCCUUGUCUGUGGUAUUGCUUUCUGUAUACUGACACAGCCAGGGGUGUGUCAGCCCAUGCUUCUUGUUUGUGUAGACUUGUACCUAGUGUGAUCCCGUCCUUACGUUCUUAGCAUUGACUUCAUAGAGCAUCCAUUCCAAAAAUUUUUUCAGAGUAUCUGUUAGCUGUGUCAUUAAAAAAACAAAACACUGACUUCAUGUAAUAUUCA
Molecule: messenger RNA, 3673 nt
Organism: Nannospalax galili (Upper Galilee mountains blind mole rat)
Lineage: Eukaryota; Metazoa; Chordata; Mammalia; Rodentia; Spalacidae
Gene: Vwce
Product: von Willebrand factor C and EGF domains
Exons: 20
Coding region: 412-3246 (944 amino acids)
Biological process (GO): cellular response to virus
Cellular component (GO): cytoplasm
Molecular function (GO): calcium ion binding; protein binding
Source: RefSeq, a predicted model, not a curated record